GCAGUCGCUUCACAUUUAACAAAACUUUCACUUCAGAUCUGUUAGAAUCUUAACAAACAUGGGAAUUGAUUAUUACGCAAUACUUGGGCUGACGAGGAAUGCCACAGACGCUGAUAUAAAGAAAGCUUUCCGGAAACUAGCGCUGAAAUAUCAUCCCGACAAAAAUAAGGAGCCUGGGGCUUCGGAAAAGUUCAAGCAAAUCGCUGAAGCGUAUGAUGUGCUCAGUGAACCACAGAAACGAGCGACAUAUGACCAGUUUGGGGAGGAAGGGUUGAAAGGGGGAAUUCCCUCGCCGGAUGGGGGUGGGUUCACAUCGGGUUACACCUUUCAUGGCGACCCCGAAAAAGUUUUUCGAGAUUUUUUCGGUGGCUCAAACCCAUUUGCGGAUUUUUUUGACACGAACGGGGAUUUUAUGACGGGGUUUGGAGGGAUCAGGGGAAGAGGAAGAAAGAAGCAAGAUCCCCCAAUCGAGAGAGAUCUCUUCCUCUCUUUGGAGGAGCUGUUCCAUGGAUGCACCAAGAAGAUGAAAAUCUCACGGAGAGUGAUGAACGAAGAUGGACACACUUCUAGUAUUCGUGAUAAAAUCCUCACCAUCCAUGUGAAACCAGGUUGGAAAGCGGGGACGAAGGUUACAUUCCCACAAGAGGGAGACCAAGGGCCCAACAACGUCCCGGCAGAUAUUGUGUUCGUUGUCCGCGACAAACAACAUCCGUUGUUCUCCAGGAGCGGGAAUAAUCUUGUCUUCGUUGCGAAAAUCCCGCUCGGAAAAGCUCUCAUUGGAUGCAGCAUUGAGGUCCCAACACUGGAUGGGAGGUUACUAAACAUCCCUAUUAAUGACAUCGUACACCCAAAGUACACAAAGAAGAUACCAGCAGAAGGAAUGCCACUAUCUAAGGACCCAAAUAUCAGAGGAGACCUCUCUAUAGAGUUUGACAUCCAGUUCCCUGAGCAACUUACACCUGAAAAGAAACAAUUGAUCCGACAAGCUCUGCUUAUCUGAGAUUUAUAUUUGGUGUAAAUUUAACACAAGUUGUUGUUUCGGAAACUGUGGUUUUCGAUAUUGUACAGAUUAUUGAUAUCUUUAUUUAUGUGUAAAGGUUAUUUUGCUACUAAAGUUAUUACAAGAGCAUUCAAUAUAAUCCAUAUUUUGUUUUGUAAGAAAUAAGGUAUAUAAGAAUA
Molecule: messenger RNA, 1179 nt
Organism: Ciona intestinalis (vase tunicate)
Lineage: Eukaryota; Metazoa; Chordata; Ascidiacea; Phlebobranchia; Cionidae
Source: RefSeq